Mizuhopecten yessoensis (Yesso scallop) is the source of this 7020-nucleotide messenger RNA. Its product is annotated as selenocysteine lyase-like. Bases 106 to 1377 code for a protein of 423 amino acids. The record is from RefSeq and is a predicted model, not a curated record. NCBI's taxonomy places the organism in Eukaryota, Metazoa, Mollusca, Bivalvia, Pectinida, Pectinidae. The transcript is spliced from 13 exons.
UUAGUAUUAGGAACAACUUUAGACUUUCCUACGAAUUUAAUGUAAAAUACCGUUUUGUCAUUCGUAUGUCAGCCGCUGCAGCGAAGCAAGAAGCAAACCUUCCACAUGGAUCAGGAAAAGAUUUACUUAGACUACAAUGCGACAACUCCCCUGGAACCCGAUGUCCUGGGAGCCAUUUCAACAGCACUGUCUGAGGCCUGGGGCAACCCUAGCAGUUCUCAUGCUGCAGGUGUGAAGGCCAAGACAGUAAUAGACCGUGCCAGGACCAACCUGGCCACCAUGGUGGGAGCCAAGUCUUCAGAUAUUCUUUUCACAUCAGGAGGAACAGAGGCCAACAACAUGAUUUUACAGACUGCUCUCAAGCACUUUCAUCUCUGUCACGAAAUCACUAAUGGGACUGAUCCCAGUAGGGGAGACAACUCAGACCAGCUGCCCCACUUUAUCACCUCCAACAUGGAACAUGAUUCGGUGAAGCUUGUACUGGAAAACCUGGCUGAGGAGGGAAUCGCUAGUGUGACGUUUGUACCUGCCUCUCAGAAAACUGGUUGUGUAAUGAAAGAGGAUGUGAUAGCUGCUGUCCGUCCAUCUACCUGUAUGAUCAGCAUUAUGUUGGCUAACAAUGAGACAGGUGUGAUACAGCCAAUAAAGGAGAUCUUUGAGAGUAUCCGCCACAUCAAUUUGACUCGUAAAAACCUGCCACGAAUCCUGCUGCACACAGAUGCAGCCCAGGCUAUUGGUAAAAUGGAGGUAGACGUUGUGGAAAUGGACGUGGAUUAUCUAAGCAUUGUGGGCCACAAGUUCUAUGGCCCACGGAUCGGAGCCGUGUUUGUGAGAAACCUAGGAAGUAAAGAGGUACCUUUAUACCCGAUGUUGUAUGGUGGAGGACAGGAGCGUAACUUCAGACCAGGGACAGAGAACACUGGUAUGAUAGCUGGUCUGGGAAAGGCCGCUGAACUUGUGGUACAGUACCUAGACAACUACAGCAAACAUAUGGCUACAGUGAGGGACUACCUCGAGACACGACUCCAGGAUGUGUUUGGGGACCGAAUCCAUAUCAACGGGAAAUUUGCCACCAGUGAGCGUCUCCCGAACACUUGUAAUGUUUCCAUUUUGGGACACGGUUUGUUUGGCCACAUGGUUCUGUCCCACUGCGACAGACUGCAGGCCAGUGUUGGAGCAGCAUGCCAUGCCCAGAACAGACCAUCACACAUACUGCUGGCCAUUGGUAUCCCUGAAUCUGUGGCAAGGAACGCACUCAGAUUAUCAGUAGGCAGGGAGACAACUCUAGCCGAUAUUGACAUAGUCAUCGAGGACCUGAAGCAGGCAGUGGAAUUCAUUGAAAAUGAUUCUCAUGUCACGGAAGCUAUCACCUGCUGAGCCAGACCAUCAUACAUACCAUAUUUAGUGUCACAUGCAGCUAAUCAAAAUGUAUUUGUUUAUUUACUUAGUUUAAUAUCAUUGUCUUUAAUCCUAAUUUGACAGGGUUUUUUUCAGUGGUGCUUAAGGCUCAAAUCAUUUAACUCAUUUACCCCUGAAGAAACAUUUGAAGUAUUCCAAUUAAAAGGUUGGAAUAGUUCAUUACGAAAUUUCAGGGGUGUAUGCGUCAAUUUCGAGAAGAAUACUGAAAGAGUCUGUUUUCGGCUACAUUAUUGUAUUUUUGGAACUAUGUGUAUUUUCAGUGGAUAAAUUAAGUUUACCAUCAAAGGAAAAUGUCACUUGUUGCAUUUAACAUAUAAGAAACACUACUCAAUAAUACCCUGAUAUUGUCAGAGUAACAUCAAUGCUUUAAACAUUUUUCAUCGGAUUGUUAAAAUCUGGAUUAGCAAGGCAUUGACUCCAUACAAAACGUUACCUUGGUAAUCAGAUUAUUUUUUUAUGUUUCUGAAAUAUAUAUUAUUUUGAUAAGAUUUACGACUAUCAUGACAUGUUUAUUUCUGUACCUUCCAACUGGUGUCUGUGGUGUGCACACAUUCCAUUAGCUUAAACCUUUCCUGUUUCUGUUAAUAUUGGUCACUAAUACUAAUUGUCAGUGACAUUAAGUACUGUACUGUACACCUGGAACUUUAGUCCAGUCCAACUUUCGCUGGUAAAAUCUGUAUAAGCCCAGUGUUAUUUUUCGCUCUAUAUAUUUGCUAUGUUUAUUUUUUUGUUGACUAAUGUUGGUGUACAGUAUUACCUAGCUUGUCCUGGCUGGACCUAUAUAUUUAGAGAUUUUAUCUAAGUUAGGUUACUUAAGUUGGAACAAAACAAAAAAAUGUAUUGAGCUACAACAAAAUAUAACCCCAUCAUAAUUCUUGCCAUCUUAAUUGUAUGUUAUUUAGAACUAUUGUUUGACAAAAGACAUGGCUUAAUAUUUAAUAUGUUUUGUGUUGAACAAAGUGCUAGGCUUAAUGACGAACAUGUUAUGUGUACUACAGAGGGGUUAAUGUCAAAUUUGUUCAGUGUUUAAUGAAGAGAUUGGCUUAAUUGCGAACAUGUUCUGUGGGCUAAAUACAAAAUAUGUUGGGCUAUGUAUUACUUAAAGUGGAACUUGGGCAGUGUUAGAAAACGGUUGAAUCUAGGAAUGAACAUGUUAAGUGUUUCAAAGGGAUUGGCUAAAUGGCAAACAUGUUUUGUGUUACAAAAGAGUUAGGCUUAAUGGAAAAUAUUUGUUUCAUUUUGGCGAGGUGAUUGUCUCAAAUGUGACUAUUUCCUUUCUUUAACAUCGGAUGGGCUUAGUGGUGAACAUGAACCCAGUGCUGUGGGUGCUGUAGUGGUGAACAUGAUCCCAAUGCUGUGGGUGCUGUAGUCAUGUUCGUUACAUUUCCCUGGUUUUUGUUUUCUCUGCUUGUUAUGUUUAUUAAUUGUUGAUGUUUGACUUACAUUUGUUAUUCCAUAGCCCACUAUGUUGGUUUACCUUUUCUUUGAUUUAUUUUUACCAAAAAAAAUUCAUAUGAAGUUAAGGUGUCAUUCAGCCGCAAGAAAAAUGUUCUAUUAUCAUAAACAAGUUUUCCUGCAUUAACAAUUCAACUUUAUUUUCAUUUUUCUGGAAACUGACUCAAUAUACACAUGUGUAUGAUAAGAUGUGUUACGGUAUAGCAUUUUCUAAUUGGCUGGGUGUCAUCAAUAUUUGUUCAAAGCAUAACUUCUUUAGUUUUUCACCGACAUUCACUUAACUUGCUAUAUUUAUUAUGUACUCAAGUAAAAAUUUUGUGUUCUUAAAAUUGGGGUGGUCUUUAAUUUUGGGCUGCUAUGUGCAAAUCUAUGGCUCUUUAUGCAUAUUUUUUUUUAUCUCAAAGUCCUCUGUGUUGCUUCAGAUUUAUGGCCCAUUAUGCAUUCUUUUAUUUCAAAGUUUGUCUUGGGCAUUUUGAAAGGCAUACCGGUUAUGUACAGAGUUAUGGCCCUUUGUUUAUCAUUCAAUCUCUGUACUCUGUCCAUUCUUCAAGGUAACUAUACAUAUCUCUAUUGUUGCUAUCACAUGAUACACAAAAAAUUGAUAUUACAUCAGGGCAGAGCCGUCAUUUUAACAUUAGCUCUGUAAAUGUAUAAACCGUUGUUCUGAUGAUAGGUGAUCUAGCUAGCUAGUCAAAACAUGUAAACCGAUAAUAAAUCUACGGAAUCCAGAUGGUGAGGCUGCAUUGUUUAUAUCCUUUACAUUCAAACUUGUUAAACAUGCAUAUUUUGGGAAGAAACAAACUGAUUAUUUUCUUGACUUUGUCUCAUUGUUCAUUUGACAUGCCAAAUUUUUAUUACUAAAUUAUGUUUCAAUUUCGUCAGGUGAAUUUUCUUGAAACUGGUACACGUAUGUAGCAUUCUGGCUUAUUCAUGGUCAUAUUAUAAUUAGAAUGUCAGAUUUAAAUGCUGAGGACAUAUCCAGUAAGGACCCACAAUCUUGUCGCCAUCUUUCUACAUAUCAAUGUGUUACCUCUGUGACCGACAAGCCUGCUUUGAGUCACACACCUGGUUUUUUUCUUGACGAGAUGAAUUGGAAAAUGUGGAAAAUCCUGCCUUAAAUUGAGGUGAGGUAUAUUAUGUAUAUAGCUACUUAGCAUCAUGGCGAUGUCCUGUUGUAGUCCUGGCCUCAAAGAUUCAGCAUUAUUUUCUGGUCCGUACAUAUCACAUGACGAGGAUACCAAGUAAUAUACCUACAAAGAAAACUAAGCUUCAUGUAACAUGUGUACGCUUAAGGGCAUUAUUUUAUAUCUAUUAUUCAUAGUCAGUGUUUUCAAUAUUGCUACAUGCAUUUACGAGACUUAUUAUUAAACAUUUUUAUAAUUGGUUGCUUUUUUAUACCCCGUCUGAGGUGGUUAUAGCACUUGCUUUGUCUGUGCAUGUGUUUGUGUAUCUGUCUGUACAUCUGUAGAGAAAGGCUUGAGACAAAAAAAUAUCUUAUGAACCAUUCAACAGGUUCAGUUAAUAUCAAACCAUGAUAUGUAGACAUCAAGUUCUACACUUGAAUAUAACUUGAUGGUCAUUGAUCAUUAUGUUUAAUGGGUCAGAGGUCACUCUUGACUAGUUUGUGGCAGGCAUUAUUAUAUGAGCCUCGGUCUCUGUUCAUUUUGUUCUAUAUUGUAAAAAUUGCUCAACAUAUAAAUACAUUCAUUUAGUUAUACACAUAUUAGCACUUCUCCACCUAAAUAUUUUAAAUGUUUAUCAAUUUUACAGAAAUCCUUGUAGAACUGUAGCAGUAUAAUAUUGAUAUUAUCUAUACAUUAUAAUGGUUGUUCUUGUCAUAUCAUGUGUUUACUUUCAGUGUGAUACUUUAUGUUUACAAUAAAAAAAAAAUGAUGUUGAAGCUCCCUGACAUAUACUGGGAGUUUAUUAGAAGCAGAAGACUAAAGAUAUUUGACAAUAUAGGUUGAAGUUUAUUUGAAGCAUUAUAAUUGAUGUUGAUGAUAAAGGAGUGUAUUAAAAGCAUGCGAUUCCAUGUUUAUGUUGAAGGACCUUGACUUAUGUAUGAUUUUAUUUGAAUUGUGUGCUUUUAUCAUUUAAGGUAAGUACGGAGACUGGUUUACACAGUGUCACCUGGUUUACUCAGUGUCAGUAUGUGACAGCGUGGAGUUCAGUGCUAGGUGCCUUCACCAUGCUAUUUCAGUGAGGUAGCACUAUACAUCGGCAUCAGAUCCUUGCUGUCACAAGGAGGUAAAUACAUCAACAGCACACAUAGCUGUUAAUAGGACACCAAAUCCUAUUCAUCAAACCAAAUAUAAUGAAGGCCCAUGAUGUGUUGGGUUUUAUUUAACUCAUUCACCCCUGAAGACACAUUUGAACUCAUCCAAUUCAAAGGUUGAAAUAGUUUAUUAUGAAAUUCCAGGAGUGAAUGAGAAUAAAUGAAGGUUUCAUAUUGAUUAUAGAGGAAUUCAGUUAAAGCCUGAUACUAAAUAUUUACAAUGGAGGUCCUUGAAAAAUGUUGGAAUAUAUUGUGAAGCAUAUAACUUAAGAUAUUUGAAGUGAAGUUAGUUUGAAGCAUGAGGCUAUGUUUAUAAUGAAGGAGUUUAUUUAACUCAUUCACCCCUAAAACCUUUGAAAUGGAACAGUUUAAAUGUGUCUUCAGGGGUGAAUGAGUUAAAGCAUACAACUUAACAUCUAGAAGUGAGGUUAUAUAAAGCAUAAGUUGAGUUUAUAACAAAGGAGUUUAUUGACGCGUAUCACUACAUGACAUUAUGUAUAAUGAAUAAAGUUUAUUUGUAGCAUGAUAAUUUGUUUAUAAUGAAGGAGUUUAUUUGAAGCACAUCACUUUACAUUUUUAAUGAAGGAGUUUAUUUGAAGCAUGACAAUUUUUUAUAAUGAAAGAUCUCAUUUGAAGAGUGAAACAUAACAUUAAAAUGAAGGUCCUUAAAAUAAAUUGGAUUCAUCCUACUUCCAUUGUCUUAUACCGCUGAUGCACUGCUGUAUAUUCUGUACAUGUUAAAUGGUUUAAGAUAUUUAUAUAUGUUGUAUUUGAAAUUGUUUAAUUGUCAUUAUGAUGGUUUGUGAUGAUCUUGUCUUGGAUAUUUGCAUUUCCUUGUGAACAAUUGUUUGUGCUUACAAUAAAUUGUGGGAGUUGGUAUAAUUACUGGUACCCAGUCAUGUGUGAGAGGGGAAAUAUCAACCCAGAGGGUAAGAAGUUAUGAAGACUGCAGUAUUCAUCAAAAAAUAGUUUUUGAUGUGACAUGCAUUAUCCUCAAAAUUGAUUUGAAGCAUACAUUAAUAAAUUUUCAAUAUUUCAGUCUUUUUAUUUGAAGCAUUCAUUAAUGAAUUUUCAAUAUUUCAGUCUUUUAAACUCAAGUCUGAUUUGUAGAAAUAUUUGAAGCAUUCAUUAAUAAAUUUUCAAUAUUUCAGUCUUUUAAACUCCAGUCUGAUUUGUAUAAAUACAGUAAAACCUUGUUAAACUGCCGCCAUUUGUCCAAAGAAAUGUUGGCGUUAUGAAGAAGUUUGGCAAUAAAUUGAAGGAAAUGUAUGAAAGAAAAACAGAAAAAAUACAUUGCAAUUUAUUGUGGUAAACAAGGUGACAAAUGAAAUAAGGGACAUCAUAUGGAGUUAUUACUGUAUAUGAUAGUACUAAAAUGUAUUUUGAGUUGAACAUAAGUCCCAUGGCAAGUGUAAGCUAAAAUUCUAUUUUAUCUAAAUUGAUAAACAUAUUUAUCAAAAGUUAAAGACAGUAUUUCUGUUCUGUAAACAUGAUACAAAGAAUUUGUCAACUCAUAACCUUAGCUGUUGUAACAAACCAGAACCAACACAAAUCAGUAAGGAACAAACUAGCGACUGGAUUAUAAAAACUUUGUUUUCCCCUCCCUUCAACUAAUUACAUGUAUUAGGUAUAUGUGUACAUUAUGUACGUAAACACUUAUUCAGCUUAAUAUUACCUGCAGAAAAAUUGUUAUAGUAACAUGUAACAAGAAAUACUUUUAAUUCAAAUUUUAGGAUCGAUUAUGAUAUCGGGUUGGACAUCCAACAUUUAGGGGCCGAGUUGAGUCCCUGUCACACAUGCCUGGACCUACUGUAGUGUCGUAAAUGUUUUAUGAGGUAAUAUACUGGUAUUGUCAAUAAACAUGGACAUCA